AUGGAUAGCAUGCAGCAGCCUGUUCGACGCUUCAAGUCUUCGUGUACCGAAUGCCAACGGCGCAAGCAGAAGUGUAAUCGGAUUUAUCCAUGCUUGCACUGCAAGAAUCGCUCAACGCAACGGGAAUGUCGGUUCAUCGAGAAAUCGGCUACCAAAGCGAGCGAUCAGACCCAAGUCAAGACUGCAACAGCAUCUGAGACAGCCGCCAAAGUUACAGCAAAAGGCCGGGGAGCUGGCUCGAAAAGACGCUACGACAGCAGUGAUGAUUCCGACUCUGACUGUGAUUCCGAGUCUGACCUGGACAUGGACGGCGGGAAAGGAUCCAUCAGACAGAAGAACGCCGGCAUACGUCGCAGGGAACGCCCACAGGGGAAACAGUACAUGAGGUCGGCCGCAACCUGUCUCGAAUUGCAGAGUGCCUUGGACUCCCUCCCGAGACGAGAACACGUGGAUGCUCUCAUCAUCAGCUUUUUCCGAAACGUAAACCCUCACUAUGGCAUUCUUCACAGAUCCGACUUUAGCCGCGAAUACGAUCGUUGGUGGAAUCGGAGGGACAGAAACUAUGCGCUUCCCAUUCCAUUGACAUGCCUCGUACUGAUGAUGUGCGCAUGUGCAUGCCAGCAUCUACCAGUCGACUACCAGGCGAGGCUGGAGCGAAUGCUCAACGCCAGUUGCCAAGACCGCACUGAGACUUAUCAUUAUCAUGCACGAUGCCUCCAUGGCGUGGCACCCGUCGGCCGCUACCACAGGAACAAUGUUCUGUGGCUCUUGCACUCGGUUUAUUGGUACAAAGCCGAGGCCAUGUUUACAGAAUGCUGCCAUGUCUUCAACACAGCUGUUCGGGAAGCCCAAGAGCUCGGAUUUGACACUGAAAAAGAUGCUGAUGUUUUGCCAAAUUUUGAGUUGGAGAUGCGGCGGAGGUCAUGGUGUGUGAUAGAUUCGUGGGACUGGCAAAUUGCUUCGGGACUCUUUCGACAGACCUUGGUUGAUCACAGCAACUGUCGCGCCGGGCGCCCCUCGCUGACCCUGGAACCUGACGGAAGCUUUUCCCCUCUGCUGCACAUGGUCAUGCAGUCAGAGCUGGUCCACCAACUAGCCGAGCGAUUCUCUGCCCCGUCGAAUGUGAAGACUCACGAGCAGCUCAUGGAAUACAAGGGUAUGGUCGACGAGUGGAUGCUGAGCUUCCCCCCCAUCUUUGCAUUGGUGAACCCCGACACGUCAAACGACAAGAAACAGGUCUGGAUCGAGUAUCAUCGCCACUACAAUUACACAAUGGGAUACAUGAUGCUCUUGAACCCGUUUCGCCCACACAUGCAGAAGACAUACACAGACCAGUCUUCUGAAGAGAUGCUGGAGCUUCGCCGGGUGGUCAUCGACUUGACGCUGCUCCUAGUGAGAGUGUUGGACAACUGGCUAAAGUUCCUCACAUUUCGCGAUGGACGUUUCCAUUUCAUCAUAUUCUCCCUAGUCGAUGCGGCCACGGUGCUCAGCAACGUGGUAGUAAACGACAAGACUGGGGAAGUUCCUCGGCGAGAUGAUAUCUACCGCGCUGCCAAGCUUGCCCUUGUUCUUCAGAGGAAGCUCUUGUUCCUCUCGGAAUCGGCCAAAGUGGCAUUUAGGAUUGUCCAGAAACUUGUUAGGCGCAUGUUUCGCGGUACACCU
This is a messenger RNA of Trichoderma reesei QM6a, 1662 nucleotides long. RefSeq lists its product as uncharacterized. Gene Ontology annotation, cellular component: nucleus. The record is from RefSeq and is a predicted model, not a curated record. Gene Ontology annotation, biological process: regulation of DNA-templated transcription; DNA-templated transcription. NCBI's taxonomy places the organism in Eukaryota, Fungi, Ascomycota, Sordariomycetes, Hypocreales, Hypocreaceae. The annotation marks the transcript as partial. The transcript has 6 exons. Gene Ontology annotation, molecular function: zinc ion binding; DNA binding; DNA-binding transcription factor activity, RNA polymerase II-specific.